Molecule: messenger RNA, 2406 nt
Organism: Pterocles gutturalis (yellow-throated sandgrouse)
Lineage: Eukaryota; Metazoa; Chordata; Aves; Pterocliformes; Pteroclidae
Gene: JADE3
Product: jade family PHD finger 3
Exons: 9
Biological process (GO): regulation of transcription by RNA polymerase II
Cellular component (GO): histone acetyltransferase complex
Source: RefSeq, a predicted model, not a curated record
ACUUCCUUUUCUUCUUGUUCUAAAUAUAGGAGCAAGUCAAAAACACCAGCAAAUGAACAAAAGAAACCUGCUGAGGUGUUCCGCAAGGAUCUCAUUAGUGCCAUGAAACUACCAGAUUCUCACCAUGUCAACCCUGAUGAAUAUUAUGUCUUUGCGGACACAUGGAAACAAGAAUGGGAGAAAGGGGUUCAAGUUCCAGCCAGUCCAGAAACUAUUCCACAGCCUUCUCUUAGGGUUGUAGCAGAAAAGGUGAAAGAAGUACUGUAUACACGACCCAGGAAAUACAUCCACUGUUCCAGCCAAGAGCCCACAGAACCAGGUUACAUUAACAUUUUGGAACUGGCAGAAUCUGUGUGUCGCUAUGACUUGGAUGACAUGGACAUCUUUUGGCUUCAGGAGCUAAAUGAAGAGCUUACAGAAAUGGGAUGCGGGCCCCUGGAUGAAAACACAAUGGAAAAGACAAUUGAAGUGCUGGAACGACACUGUCAUGAGAACAUGAAUCACGCUAUUGAGACUGAAGAAGGAUUGGGUAUUGAAUAUGAUGAAGACGUCAUUUGUGAUGUGUGUCGGUCCCCUGACAGUGAAGAUGGGAAUGAUAUGGUGUUUUGUGACAAGUGUAAUAUCUGUGUCCAUCAGGCGUGCUAUGGAAUCUUAAAAGUACCUGAAGGGAGCUGGCUGUGUCGCACCUGCGUCCUGGGAAUACAUCCUCAGUGCCUCCUGUGUCCCAAAAGAGGAGGUGCCAUGAAAGCUACCAGGACAGGGACCAAGUGGGCACAUGUGAGCUGUGCUCUCUGGAUUCCAGAGGUUAGUAUUGCUUGCCCAGAAAGGAUGGAGCCAAUCACAAAGGUGUCUCAUAUUCCACCAAGUCGAUGGGCUUUAGUGUGCAGUUUAUGCAAACUGAAAACUGGUGCUUGCAUUCAGUGCUCUGUGAAAAGCUGCAUCACUGCUUUUCAUGUCACCUGUGCCUUUGAGCAUAGCUUAGAGAUGAAGACUAUUCUGGAUGACGGGGAUGAGGUUAAGUUCAAGUCGUAUUGUCUAAAGCACAGCAAGAACAAACAGAAUUUGCUGCCUGAUGUUGAUGAGCACCCCAAGAGCGUGUCAGACCAGAAGCAAACAGAGAGUGAGAAAACCAGUUUGCGAGCCCAGAAACUGCGAGAGCUGGAAGAAGAGUUUUACUCGCUAGUUAAAGUGGAGGAUGUUGCAGCAGAACUGGGCCUUCCUAAACUUGCUGUAGACUUCAUCUACAAUUACUGGAAAUUAAAGCGAAAAAGUAACUUUAACAAACCAUUGUUUCCUCCCAAGGAGGAUGAAGAAAAUGGCUUGGUGCAGCCAAAAGAAGAUAGCAUUCAUACUCGCAUGAGGAUGUUCAUGCAUUUGAGGCAGGACCUAGAGAGGGUAAGAAAUCUCUGCUAUAUGGUAAGCAGGAGAGAGAAGCUGAAGUUGUCUCACAGUAAAGUACAUGAACAGGUCUUCAAUUUGCAAGUCCAGCUCAUUAAUCAGGAAAUUGCUGCAGGCCAUACCCUGUCAAGUGCACUAGAGAACACACUCUUCUACCCACCUCCCAGGAUCACUCUGAAGUUAAAAAUGCCCAAAUCAGCACUAGGAGAUUGCAAAAAUAACUCUCUGAAGCCUGGCAACAGACCGCUUUCUCCUGACAACAACAGCACUGUUUACAGCAAACGGAGCGUGCCAAUGUCAAAGGAAUCAUUUGAAAUUAAAGCAAAAUCUUACUCCAGGUAUCAGCACGACAGCAGAAGUAAUGGUUUGCUGGCAGGGAUUGGCAAGCCUCGGAGCGAGGUAAAAGAUUCUGGCCCCAUGCAGCUGCCGGAGUUUCACCGGGGCCAGCCGUCCGGGAAGCCCUUAGCACUCCAAGCUGCUUUGCAUGGACAGUCUUCCAUUGGGAAUGGGCGGCUGCAGCAGGAGAAUUCGAGGCUGGCGGCCAAGUCCAACGGUCUGAUGGGCAGGGCUGGAGAUGUCAGCCAGAGGGACAGCUCCAGCCAGACACCCUAUGAACAAGAGUCCGUGCUCACGGCUCACUUGGCCAGCCAGAGCAGUUUCAGAAAAUCCACCAUAGAACACUUUAGCCGGUCCUUUAAAGAGGCUACCAACAGUCUGGUGAGGACCACGGAAGAUCUCCGGUGCUGUGAAAAGCCAGCAAGAAGACUUGCAACAAAAGAUCGCUUGUGGAGCAAGCAGACGCUUGAAGGUGCUCCGUACCAGGACAACGACGGGUACUGUCCUGACUUAGAGCUGAGUGACUCUGAAGCAGAAAGUGAUGAAAACAAAGAGCAAGUGAGGUUAAGACGAAGUAGCUCGGAGAGAGAAAGCCCAAGUAAGGACUUUGGAAGAGAUUGUCACAAUAGAAACAAAAAGAAUAUGGUUUCUCACAGUUCGGUACAAAGGUGA